GUAAACAUUUCUUGAAAUACAGUGUAUAAGCGACUGAGUACGUUUCUUUCUUUAUUCUAUUUCUCUUUCUUUAGAAAACAAAAUUCAAAGAGAGAAAGAAGAAAAAAAAAUGGAGUCGAGAAUUUUAUCUUCGGGAACAAACCCAUUUUCCAGUACUGAUUUAAUUCAAUUAAGGAAACCCAUUAGACGAACUAUUACUAGUUCCAUCAUAUCUACUAAGUCACCAUUAUCAUCUGUUGGAGAUGUUAGUGGUGGUGGAAAUCUUAAUUGGGGAAGACAACUUCGAUCAACUUAUUUACUUGUCGACAAAUUUCAUCCAAUUUCAUCAGCACCAUCAUCUAAAAGAGAAUUUGUUAUACCAAUUUGUGCUACCAGCGAUUCAGCCGGGGAAGCUAAAGUUGGGCUUCUCGAAAAAUAUCCAGCUCUAGUUACUGGUUUCUUCUUCUUCAUGUGGUAUUUCUUGAAUGUGAUAUUCAACAUUCUCAACAAGAAGAUUUACAACUAUUUCCCUUACCCUUAUUUCGUAUCGGUUGUCCAUUUGGCAGUGGGUGUCGUUUACUGUUUAAUCAGCUGGGCUGUUGGUCUUCCUAAACGCGCUCCUAUGGACGGUAACCAACUUAAGUUACUCAUUCCUGUUGCUGCCUGCCAUGCUCUUGGUCACGUGAUGAGUAACGUCUCGUUUGCUGCAGUCGCAGUCUCGUUCACCCACACAAUCAAAGCUCUCGAACCCUUCUUCAAUGCAUCCGCUUCUCAAUUCAUACUUGGACAACCGAUACCUGUUACCCUAUGGCUAUCCUUGGCUCCCGUUGUCCUUGGUGUGUCCAUGGCAUCACUAACUGAACUAUCAUUCAACUGGUUGGGUUUCAUUAGUGCUAUGAUCUCAAACAUCUCCUUUACCUACAGGAGUAUCUACUCAAAGAAAGCCAUGACUGACAUGGACAGUACCAAUCUCUAUGCCUAUAUUUCAAUCAUUUCCCUUUUUUUCUGUCUUCCACCGGCUAUUCUCAUCGAGGGGCCAACCCUGUUGAAGUCUGGUUUCAGUGAUGCAAUUGCUAAAGUUGGUAUGGUCAAGUUUGUUUCGGAUCUCUUCUGGGUUGGAAUGUUUUACCAUCUUUACAAUCAGCUUGCAACCAACACCCUCGAGAGAGUGGCACCUCUUACACACGCAGUUGGCAAUGUCUUGAAGCGUGUUUUUGUAAUUGGUUUCUCAAUUGUAAUCUUCGGCAACAAGAUUUCGACCCAAACAGGUAUUGGAACAGGUAUUGCAAUUGCUGGUGUAGCUCUUUACUCAUACAUCAAAGCCAAGAUUGAAGAAGAGAAGCGGCAAGCAAAGGCUGCCUAAGAGGAAGAGGACCAAUGCUUAAGGGCGGAAAAACCAGUUCAAGUGUAAAUGGCAGUUUCAUCUAAUUACCAAUUCAGGCACCUAUUGUAUUCGCUCGCUAGAUUUUUUCCUUUCUUUAUUCCCAUCUACGUCUCUACAUUUUUCUGCUUUCUAGUUCCAAUAAUAGCUGAUUCAACCAUCAAUCGUGAGGAAAAAUAGAAACUCGGUAUUUCCAUUAAAACUUGAUGUUGGAAGCUAGAAAACCACAUUUAUCUGAUGGUAUUAAAAAUGUGGAUUGCAGAUCGUUUAUUUCAAGGAAAACAAAGAAUUUGCUUCGUGAAUUAUCA
Molecule: messenger RNA, 1668 nt
Organism: Papaver somniferum (opium poppy)
Lineage: Eukaryota; Viridiplantae; Streptophyta; Magnoliopsida; Ranunculales; Papaveraceae
Product: triose phosphate/phosphate translocator, chloroplastic-like
Exons: 12
Coding region: 110-1342 (410 amino acids)
Biological process (GO): transmembrane transport
Cellular component (GO): membrane; Golgi apparatus
Molecular function (GO): antiporter activity
Source: RefSeq, a predicted model, not a curated record